Dermacentor andersoni is the source of this 3508-nucleotide messenger RNA. RefSeq names its product mitochondrial carnitine/acylcarnitine carrier protein-like. Lineage: Eukaryota; Metazoa; Arthropoda; Arachnida; Ixodida; Ixodidae. Gene Ontology annotation, molecular function: O-acyl-L-carnitine transmembrane transporter activity. The record is from RefSeq and is a predicted model, not a curated record. Gene Ontology annotation, biological process: mitochondrial transport; carnitine transmembrane transport. Gene Ontology annotation, cellular component: mitochondrial envelope.
UGUCGAAAGGGGGAAUCAAUCGAUCCGCGACGGUACGCGAAAGCGUUCGCUGCAGACACUUCGGUUGAGGUUGCACAUCUUAUCGCUGUCAUUGCUGGUCCCGUUAUGAGCCGGAAGACAUACGCCACUCGUUUUUGCUAUCUCGAUCUCGUCUGCAACGUUACAGCUUCGAUAAGGCGCCCGCAGCUUCGUUUUUCAACCGCUCUCUGAGAAGAGGAAGAAGAAACGGCCAUGCACUCAUUCAAUGGCCGCGCGUCUUGAUCCAUGCGUUUAAGCAGCGCUAUAGAUUGGCCCCUCUGACGCGAUUUUUCGUGAUUGUCACUCGAACGUGGCCACUCAGUGAAUAGAAGUCUGUGUUAACUGGGUUUACGGGUGUGUGUACAACUCGAGAGACCCGAACCGAUCGGCGCGCGAGUACCAUGGGUUCAAGAAACAAAGUCAGCCCGUUCAAGGACUUUAUCUCCGGUGGCUUCGGCGGAGUCUGCACGGUGGUCUCCGGGCACCCUCUAGAUACCAUCAAGGUACGGCUCCAGACUAUGCCGAAGCCAGGUCCUGGAGAAAGCCCACGCUAUACGGGUACCUUUGACUGUGCCAAGAAAACUAUAGUCAAAGAGGGUUUCCUUGGGCUCUACAAAGGUAUGGCUGCGCCCCUCACGGGAGUGACACCCAUGUUUGCUGUCUGUUUCCUCGGAUUUGGAAUUGGCAAGAAGAUCCAGCAGAAGCACCCCGAAGAAGAGCUCACGUUGCCCCAGCUAUUUUUAGCUGGCAUGCUCUCUGGUGUCUUCACAACAGCAAUUAUGGCCCCUGGUGAACGGAUCAAGUGCCUUCUUCAGGUCCAGCAGGCCCACGCAGACCAUGGAGGCAAAGCCCGGUUCGCUGGACCUGUGGACUGUGCCAAGCAACUGUAUCGUGAGGGGGGAAUCCGCAGCAUCUACAAGGGAACGGCUGCAACUCUUCUACGUGAUGUGCCGGCCAGUGGCAUGUACUUUGCCAGCUACGAGUGGCUACAACGGGUGCUCACACCAAAAGGUGGCAGCCGUUCAGACCUGAGUGUGAAGGUGACCCUGUUUGCUGGCGGCAUGGCAGGCAUCUUCAACUGGCUCGUGGCCAUACCACCCGACGUGCUGAAGUCACGACUGCAAACAGCACCCGAAGGAAAGUACCCAAAUGGCAUCAGAGACGUGUUUCGUGAGCUGAUGAAGCACGAAGGUGUCCGUGCCUUGUACAAGGGUGCCGCCCCAGUCAUGCUUCGAGCGUUCCCUGCAAACGCAGCUUGUUUCAUGGGGUAUGAAGUUGCGAUGAAGCUCCUCAAUUGGGCGGCACCCAACUUAUGAAGAAAACAGCAGUGUGCGAAAACUUGGUCAACCCUCUCCCCUCCCUUGUGCAACGAAACCGGUGUGAACACAAGCUUCAACCUUAAGAGGUCAUGGCUUGCUGUACUAAAGUCCAUCCAGUGCUGUACAUAAGCAUGAUGAACUCCUUUUAAACAUGUUAACUGUUGCCUGCUAGCCUGCGAAUUGAUAUGCUAGACAUAUGGCUGGGUCCAGAUCAAUAGUUGUUAGUUUUGCUUAGAAUAGAUUUCUGGUGCCUACGUGUACUUACUGCUGCUUUGCCAGCCUGGGACACUAUAUGCAUGUGUUGAGAAAGCUAAGGGAAAGGUUGUUGGUUUUGUUGAAAGUGCAGUUUUUCCGCCCAUGGCUACGCUGGAGAAAAAAAAAAAAAAAAAACAACCACUGAGUGGAGAUAUUGUGCUGUCUUUGGCAAUGUUAGUGGUGCUGAUGUUCAGCAUGCAAGGUGGUUGCUCUUUUUGAUGUUUAGGCACCUUGAGAAAGAACAAAGGUUAGCUGGUGGUAUGUCAUCGUUGUGUGACACUGUCAGUACUGUCAAGUGCCCUGAUCCCAGGUCGUUCGCAUACUAACUUAGCUUGACGCCACAAUUGUUACAUUUUUUUGUGUGGUCCAUGGAAGUAGAACAUGUUCUUCUGCAAGUACCAUAGUUGACAAUAUCACAGCAGUUGGUGAGCAGCUAUUUCUUCACGACUACUACAUUGAACUGCUUUUUUAGUCUCAUUCUGAGAGGCUGCAGCUACAUGCACUUCAUAUAUGUUGAAGGUUAUUUGCUCAAAUGCAGUUCUGCUGUGCAAUUGUUAUGCUGGGACCACUCAAUUUUCUUUUUUUGUUCCAGUUUAAAUGCACCGUUCAUGGCAUGCCACAGGCUCUGUUGCACAUAAAAGCUCCUUUAUACAUCUCCAUAAAUGGACAAAUAUUAGCGAUUACCAAUUUUCUGCAUUGUUGCAUUCCUGUGCGAUUCCAGUACAUUGUUGAGACCUCUGCCUUGGAAUCUUAUGUGCAAUAAUGUGUCUCGAGUAUUGCUUAAACUUGUUAGUUUUCCUAUGCUAUGCAAAGAGAUUAUGUAUACUUGUAUGUAGUACAGUAUGUAUGAAUGCACACAAUUAUACUAUACUGGCAUUGGUUGUAUUUUCGAUGUGUGGAUCUCUUCCUAGUAAUGCACACUAACUUCCACUCUUUUAGGAUUGUACAGUAAAGCACCUGAUUUACAGUAUCUAGAAUACGAAGCACAGUAUCUCUGAUGAGAUAGGCAAAUUAGGGACCACUAUAAGGUUUCCUAUAGACUCGGUGCUCUUUUAUUGAGCUGAACAACAGAGGGAAAGGAAAGGCUGGGAGGUAUCAGUUUUCAGUCUGCUACCCUGAACUGGGGUGGGGGAAAUAGUAAGGAAAUAAAGUUGAGGGAGAGAACAAGGAAAAAAAUUAACAGGAAGGGCAUUUCAAUAAGAGGGGUUCACACAGGCAGGCAGAUUUGGCAAAGCGUAGGUGUACUUGCACUGCUUUCUGAUGAGAUGUUGUGUCCGGAGAUUUCAAAGGUGCUUUAUGAGCUAGCUUUGAAGGGAGUUGAUGUAGCAUUUUCGGGGCAGAUUGCAUUGGGGGAUACCGCAUCUAUGAACAUUACCCAGAAAAUAUUGCGGGACAAGCAAGUGCGUGGCUGCACUUAAUGGUGCCCCAGUGCAGCUGCCCUGCAUCAAAGCAAACUUGUGCAGGUGCAACGAUGCCUGAAGACGUGGCUUCGUAUCUGCUACAUUGUUUGAGUGCGCUGACGAAAACGCUUACUGAAGUCAACAGCACACUGAACUGGGCUCGAGGUGGUGAAAUCGUCCUUCCCUAUCGCAUGCAGUACACAAACGCAAGGCUCCCUUGCUGUGACGGUGACAGGCUACUGAAAGCAAACUUCAGGAGACCACAAUGACAAGCAGGCUUGGCGAACCCAAACAAUGUAGCACAUUAAGCAAGGCCAUGCGUCUAGGCGUCCCUGUGCCUGCACAGGUUUGCUUCAAUGUGCUGGCUGCACUGGUUCUCCACGGAGCAUGGCCAUGCGCUCGCGUCCCCUGUAUCUCAUUGCGAGUGAGUGUACAAGCCAUGGAAUGUUGCAUAGCACAGAUGCGGAAGUUUUGCCCCCACAUUCAGUGUGCGAGAAAUAAAAGUGAUCAAAUAUG